Betta splendens (Siamese fighting fish) is the source of this 1017-nucleotide messenger RNA. It is a transcript of the gene bloc1s5, whose product is annotated as biogenesis of lysosomal organelles complex-1, subunit 5, muted. The record is from RefSeq and is a predicted model, not a curated record. The coding region runs from base 236 to 700 and encodes 154 amino acids. The transcript is spliced from 5 exons. Lineage: Eukaryota; Metazoa; Chordata; Actinopteri; Anabantiformes; Osphronemidae. Gene Ontology annotation, cellular component: transport vesicle; BLOC-1 complex.
UUUCCACUCACCUGACUGUAAUUAGUGUUGUUUGUUCAAAUCCCUUAUUUUUACUAGACCUUUACUUGUGAAUAGACCACGUUUAGAGCGGUCUUGGCUAAGUAUUUUCUAAUGUCGCUCAGGAUUUAAUUUUUUACCUCGUAAUUAGCUAACAGGCAGAGCACUGUGGAGAUUCAGUCUGUCUUCCUCUGGUCUAUUUACAAUAUACACCAACGAAGAAGAAGAUUUGUCUGUAAUGGAGAAGAUUAUUAAAGAUGUGGGCGACAUCCAGUCCCGACUGCUAGACCACAGACCAGUCAUCAAUGCAGAGAUCCGUUACUUUGUGAGAGAGUUUGAGGAAAAACGUGGGCACAAGGAGAGCCGACUGCUGGAGAGCCUCAAUAAGAUGGUGGUGGAAACAAAUGAGCAAAUGCAGCCCACAGAUUUAGAGGACAUGAAUCAGCAGCUGUCUGACGUCAUCAAGCGAUUGGAGGCUGCUAAUCACAUGGCAGAGAGAGUCCAGCAGAGGGAGCUAGUGGCGCAUCAGAGCACACAGCUGCAAACAAACAUGGAGCUUUUGAAAAGCGAGUGGGAAGAGUUUCUAAAGGAGCAGCAGAGGCUGAAGGAGGAGGUGGAUGAAGAGCACACCAAAGCCAUAGCACAACUCAGCAUCAAGUACAGUGAAAUGAAUAAGAACCUGGGCAAGUCCUCACCCAUCUAAGCAGCUGACGUGUGAGGAGACAACAGCUUAAAUGAACACGUUUGCUCCUUUUAGACAUCUGUUUUGGACAUGGAAAAAUGAAGCUCUUGAGUUUGAUUGAUGUGCUCAGCUGCUGGCACAAAAGGAACAACAAUCUUUUACACGUUUCUCCUGCACAGGUGUGAACAUUUUCCAAAACAUAAAUAUAAAAGUGUGAUUAACAAUGUGGCAAUUUCACAGCCCAUCAAAGUCACAAUUUGAUGUCUUAAGCCAGUGGAAUGUGCCCAGCGUGCAAAAAUGUCUGGAAGACGUUGUAAUAAAAACAAGAAACCCCUUGA